Messenger RNA from Tuber melanosporum (Perigord truffle), 2232 nucleotides. RefSeq lists its product as uncharacterized. Bases 249 to 1814 code for a protein of 521 amino acids. Lineage: Eukaryota; Fungi; Ascomycota; Pezizomycetes; Pezizales; Tuberaceae. The record is from RefSeq and is a predicted model, not a curated record. The transcript is spliced from 15 exons.
UUUAUCUCUAGUGAGAUAAUCAGGCACCCUUCACCCCUAUAACCCUCACCCCCUCCACCCAUAUCCCUACUUUGGCCUAUUAUAUACAACACCUCCGGCAGCAAAGCUACCCUCCCCUCCAUAUAUCAAAGAAUCAACCAGUCAAUUAUACCCAACUCUAUCUCCCUACCCCACCACCACCACCACCUCUGCACACGACCACGACCACACACAUUGCAACAACAAAACGUCCCAAAAAAAAUAAAAAUAUGGCGGAUUCACUCCUAAACCAGAUCCUAUCCGCCGUAACACAGCUCCAGCAGGACAACAAGAUCCUCGCAGCAUCCGUGGACGCUAUCAACGGCCGCGUCAACGCCCUCGCCGACGUCAAGAAGCUCAAGGAUGACGCCGCCGCCGCCGUUAAAGAAGGGGAGGAUAGAGAGAAGCCCGCCACCAUCAUCACCACUACUACUGCUGCUGCCACCACUGCUACUGGAGGAGCCGCCGCCGAGGCUACGGAACCUCCCGCUUCCCCCACUAAUGAUGUUAUCCCGACCGUUGCGAGAAAGCCGAACGUUACCUCUAGGAUCAUCCUUACUACCUAUCCCGGACAGAGCGGAAUCGAUCCCAUUAUUAUGAAUUGGGGGGAGAAGGAUACUACUAAGCGUGGGCCGGUUGUUGUUUCGAGAGGUGCUUCUACUGUCAGGCGUAGAAAUGCAAUUGGCGCCCAUGGUGGUUCCUAUAGUAUCUACCACGCUCUUGCCGUCGCAAUUCAAGACCUCAAGGUUGAUCACAAGCCCGAUUUCACUAACACUGAGCCUGCCGCAACCAUUGGCCCCUUCCCUCAAUGGUCCGACCCCAAGAAGAUCGUUGCCAUGGAUCCCUUGGGUCAUUUGUCCCCUUGGUUGUACAAUGAUUACAUAAACAAGGAGAAUGUCGAGAUUCGUCCCACUAUUGCCAUCACAAAAGCUCACAUGAAACUUCCCGAACUCGAAAGUAGCGUAAAGGCUGGUCGUCUCAAGGUUGACGGAAGGAUCUGCUUGAACGAGUGUGGUGAACUAGCUGUUACUAAAUUUGCCGUCGAGCCCGUCUGGUAUCUUCCUGGUGUAGCAGAGAGAUUUGGAAUUGAUGAGGGCACUCUCCGUCGUUCUCUCUUUGAGAACACCGGUGGCUCCUUCCCAGAACUUAUCACCCGCAACGACAUCAAGCUCUUCCUACCUCCAAUUGGUGGUCUGACUGUUUACUGCUUCGGUGACCCCGCCAAGAUGUCCGACCCCAACGUUAAGCUGGCCCUUCGUGUCCAUGAUGAGUGUAAUGGAUCGGAUGUGUUCGGCUCCGAUAUCUGCACUUGUCGCCCUUACCUCAUCUUCGGGAUCGAAGAAGCAAGCCCUUGGAGAGGUUACCAAGUACCUCGUGUACAACGCUCGCAAACGCGGAAUCGACCGAGCCAGCGAAUACUUCAAGAGGUGAAACAUUGCCGGCGUAAAGGAUAUGAGGUUCCAAGCCCUCAUGCCCGAUGUACUCCAUUGGCUAGGUAUUACGAAGAUCGACAGAAUGCUUUCCAUGUCCAACAUGAAGUACGAUGCAAUUGUAGGACUCGAGGGUCGAGAUCGAUGCGAAAAUUCAUGCUGGGUACUUUACCACUGCGCAGUCCAAGGACGUGCGUGGGACGACGUGGAUCACUAGGAAGGCUUACAUACAUAUGUGGCCCUCUUGGAGUACAUAGCGGGGCUCCCAGUUUCUUUCAAUUUUUCUCUGGAGCGCAUGCCCCGCCAAAUCCCCGUGGUUUCUUAAUUCCCGGUGUGACGUCGUAUGUAAGGCGGAUCUUGCUGUAACCUGGUACUCCAGAUCCCCCCUCUCCCCCAUUGUUUUUCCCCAUUGUUUUUUCACUUCGGUUUCCGCAUUUGCAUAAAGUCCCUCCCGCUCCAAAUUCGAUUUAUUCUUCUCCCGCAUCUCGGUUCACGGCUCAUGGUAUUCUCGAUUUUGAUGGAAUAUGUCGAUACGUAGGUGUUUUUCCGCGGUAGGUUGGGGAAAGGUCCCGUUCUCACGUUCCUUUUUUCUUUUUAUCAUUAUUAUGAUGGUCUUGCUGCUGCUGUUGCGGUUGUGACGAAGGCAUCUUGGGCGCACGCUGUGCUCGAGUACCGGUAUGUUGCGCGCUUUUCUUGGUCACUGUUGGAUACCUUCUCAGUUCGAUUAGCAUGAUUAGCAUGAUUAGCAUCGCCAGUCCAUGAAUGAGAGGUUACUCUUUCCUGA